AUGGAUUUGGAAACGUUUUUUACGACAACUGUUUUGGAUUAUAAUUUAGGUAAAGAACGGAUGCAUUCUGAGGACAUUCGUUUAAUUGAAGAAAGUGUAAAUAAAAUGGAAAACGCGCUUGAAAUUUUGAUAGUAAUUUUAGCUGCUGUAUGUGAAGAACAUGUACAUAAUUUGUUAACAGAAAUUUAUCAAAUGCUGUGGGAAUGUUUCAAUGAUUUGAAUUUGAAACUUAAUGGUUAUGUGGACAAUUCAUUUUCAUCAGGUUUUUUUCCAUCUUUCAAUUAUAGUGGUCUACCCGGCAGACCUUCAAUAAGUAUUUCAGAGGAGCAGAUAUUAGAGUUACGAAAUAUUGGUUUAAAUUGGACCAUUAUUAGCGCAAUACUAAAGGUUUCGCGUAGAACAAUUUAUAGAUUAAAAAACAAAUAUGACAUAAAUGAUAUGCGUUUAAUUUCGGAUGAAGAACUUGAUUUGGCAAUUCAGAGUAUUAUGAACAAUACUCCCAAUUCUGGAGAAGUGUAUGUUAGAGGGAGUUUGCGAUCGUACAGUAUAAACGUUCCGAGGUGGAGAGUGAGGGAGCGCUUACAACUACUAGAUCCUGUAGGUAGAGCCCUUAGAAGACACAACACAAUUGUCAGAAGAAAAUACAGAGUUAAAGGAGUUAAUUAUCUAUGGCAUAUUGACUCCAAUCACAAAUUGGUUAACUUCAGAAUGGUAUUUCAUGGCUGCAUUGAUGGUUUCAGUAGAAUGAUAAUUUAUUUACAUUGUUUAAAUGACAACAAAGCUUUAAGUGUUAUGGAUUGUUUUCGCAAGGGUGUUUCUCAAUUUGGUUUACCAAGUCGUGUGAGGGGCGAUCGAGGAACUGAGAACAUUGGGGUAGCCAGAUAUAUGAUAACAGAGCGAGGAUGUAACAGAGGUAGCUUUAUCGUUGGGCGCUCUGUACACAAUCAGCGAAUUGAAAGAUUGUGGUCAGAGGUGAACCGUGUGGUUUCAAAACAAUUUAAGCAGCUAUUUCUGUACAUGGAAGAAGUACAAAUUUUGGAUGAACAUAACGAAAUUGACCUAUUCAGUUUGUCCUAUGUGUUCCUGCCCCGGAUACUACGUACCUUAAAUGAAUUUAUAAGACAGUGGAAUCAUCAUGGUUUAAGUACAGAAAGAAACAGAUCACCAGUGCAAAUCUUUUAUGCAGCUACUAUCGCGGGAAGCUGCGUAAGAGAUGAAGAUCCUAUCUAUUUAGAAAACCCACAAGAAUAUGGACUCGAUUGUCUGGGUCCACUCCCAGCAAUUGAAACAGAUAACAAUGUUGUCGUUCCCGAUUUUGACAUAACUCUUACAGAUGAUCAGUUAGCUAUGAUCAGAAACCAUGUGCCUAAUCCACUUAUAGACGAUGGUGCCUCCGGCAUAAAUUUAUACACAUGCGUACGCAAUUUAAUCAAGUCUUUUGUUAAUAAUGAACUUAAUUAG
Molecule: messenger RNA, 1461 nt
Organism: Brassicogethes aeneus
Lineage: Eukaryota; Metazoa; Arthropoda; Insecta; Coleoptera; Nitidulidae
Source: the annotation of a GenBank genome assembly